This is a messenger RNA of Sinocyclocheilus grahami, 6896 nucleotides long. It is a transcript of the gene ralgapa2, whose product is annotated as Ral GTPase activating protein catalytic subunit alpha 2. Gene Ontology annotation, cellular component: nucleus; cytoplasm. The record is from RefSeq and is a predicted model, not a curated record. Lineage: Eukaryota; Metazoa; Chordata; Actinopteri; Cypriniformes; Cyprinidae. Bases 123 to 5252 code for a protein of 1709 amino acids. Gene Ontology annotation, biological process: positive regulation of GTPase activity; regulation of small GTPase mediated signal transduction. The transcript is spliced from 34 exons. Gene Ontology annotation, molecular function: GTPase activator activity.
CGGCGCUCCGUUGCUCAGUCAGUCAGGCAGCUGCUGUUCUGCACACAUACACACAAGAGACACACAGGUCUGAAUGGUGAAAGGAAGGUAAAAGCGGCUACAGAAUCGCCUUUUACAGCGGAAUGUUCACUCGAAGGGGUUAUGGAGACGUCAAGAAAUCUACACAGAAAGUUCUGGACCCAAAGAAGGAUGUUUUCACGCGUCUGAAGCAUCUGCGCGCGCUGUUAGAUAUUACUGACAGGAAUGAACUGAAGGCAUUUUUUGAAACCAACUGCUCACAGAUUUAUUUUAUCUUCUAUGAAAAUUUCAUUACACUGGAAAGUAACUUAAAGCAAAAAGGGAACAAAUCUCAACGGGAGGAGCUGGACUCCAUCCUCUUUAUUUUUGAAAAAAUUCUGCAACUUCUACCUGAGAAAAUCAACAGUCGAUGGCAGUUUCACAGUAUAGGUUCUAUUCUCAAAAAACUUUUGCACACUGGAAACUCGUUCAAGAUCCGCUGUGAGGGCAUGCGUCUGUUCCUGCUCUGGCUGCAGGCUCUGCAGAGGAACUGUGCCGAAGAGCAGCUUCUCAUCUUCGCCUGUCUGAUCCCAGGAUUCCCUGCUGUACCCUCAUCCAGAGGACCCUGCACACUGGACACCAUCAUAUACAACCCCUUUUCCAACCCGCCUGAUGCCAAGAUUGUGCCAGAGGAGAUCAGCCCACUGGUGCCUGCGGUUCCUGGAGAGAAGGUGGCAGAAGACCACACCUGCUCUGUCCUCCAGAUUGUGCUCAAGGUCAUGGUUCUCCAGGCAUCCAGCUUGGACUGGAAAAACAAAGAGAGCCAAGACACAGGCUUCAGAUUUCUCUUUUCCCUGUUCAAGAAGUACUACCUGCCUCAACUCUUCCCCACUUUCACAAAACAAACCAACCUCUACAAGCCACAAUUAGAUCUUCCCAUUCACAGACCAAAGCCCCUCUACGUCCCUGUGACGCGUAACAGUGAGAGCACGUACUGCACUAGGGAUCAGUACCUGGCUCCCCGCGUGGCCUUCAUCACGUGGCUCGUUAACUUCUUCCUGGAGAAGAAGUAUGUGAACUCGGCCACGAGCAGCUCUAAGAACGGAGGAGAGGUCCUUCCUAAGAUCAUCCAGACUGUGACUGCGGGCGGGAUCAGUCAGGAGAAGAGCGCAGACUCUGAGCCCAACGGUCCUGUGGAACAGGAGAAGAAUCACUCCAACAGCAGCACGCUAUCAGACCGCCGGGGCAGCAACUCCAGUCUGUGUAGCAUCGAGGAGGAGCAUCGCACCGUCUACGACAUGGUGCAGUCCAUCCUGCUCUCCACACGAGACAACGUCAAUUUCGUCAAUGAGGUCUUCCAUCAGGCUUUCCUUCUGCCGGCCUGUGAAGCUUCAGCCACUCGCAAGGUGAUCAAAGUAUAUAGGAAGUGGAUUCUGCAGGAAAAACCUAAUUUCAUGGCUGAGCCUGAGACAACAAGCCAGGAGGAAGAUGGAGAGGAAGAGCACCUCAUCUCUGAGACGGACACUGCACACGUCCAGGUCUUGGAGACUCAUGGACACAAACGAUCAUCCAGUUGGGGGCGCACUUACUCCUUCAGCAGUGCCAUCAGCAGAGGCUGUCUGACUGAAGAACAGAACCAGGACAUGAAGGCUGGCAUCCAGCCCACCCUGCAGGUGUUCCUGACAAACUCUGCCAACGUGUUCUUGUUGGAGCCGUGUCAGGAUGUGCCCAAGCUGCUGGAGAACCAGCUGGAGGUGUGCCGAGCUGUGCUCAGUGUCUACCGGCACAUUAUUAUGGAGCAAAACAUGAACCGCCCGACCUGGGAGCAGUUGUUGCAGGUGUUGUUGAGAAUCACAGAAGCAGUAAUGAAGAGACCACAGGAGGACCAAAAAAAAGACACGUUCGCCCACAGCCUGGCCAGCAUCCUCUUCAAAACGAUCUUCGUGGCGUGGGUGCGGGCCAACCUGACCGUGUUUAUCUCUCGUGAGCUGUGGGACGAGCUGCUGGCUGUGCUGUCCUCUCUCAGCCACUGGGAGGAGCUGGUGUUCGAGUGGGCCAGCAUCAUGGACUCUCUCACCGCAGUACUGGCCCGUCACGUCUACAGCCUGGACCUCCACAACCUACCGCUGGACAAGCUCUCAGAGCAGAAGGAAAAGAAGCAGCGGGGCAGGGGAGUGAUGCAGGACUCCCAGAAGUCUACAGAUGCAGCACGGUCGUUCUCCUUGAGCUGGAGGAGCUCUGGAGAUCAGGUGGGCACUCAGGAACCCAUGAGGUUCCGCAGUGCCACCACCACUGGAGCUCCCGCUGUGGAGAAAGCUCGCAACAACGUUAGGCAGAAAGCUUCAGAUGUGGAGGAGUGUCAGCUGUCUGAAUGUGAGAUGGGGGAUGGAGACAGUCCUCUGCCCCGCAGCAGUAGCACCUCUGACAUCACACAGCAGAUCAACGACACCUUCCCAGGUCAGAAGAGAGAUGAAUCUGUGUCAGAGAGCAGCUCUACAGGGAAAAGAGAGGGCGACGCUCCCACGAUUCUGAUCCGGCAGAGCAGCAGUCCAGCAGAUCUGGAUUAUCCAGCAGACGGAGCUCCAGCAUUCCUGAAGAAAAGUCAGAAGAGAGAUGAAUCUGUGUCAGAGAGCAGCUCUACAGGGAAAAGAGAGGGCGACGCUCCCACGAUUCUGAUCCGGCAGAGCAGCAGUCCAGCAGAUCUGGAUUAUCCAGCAGACGGAGCUCCAGCAUUCCUGAAGAUUAAACUACGGGAGAAAAGUGAGAGUGUGAGCAGUGAGACGUCUAAUGGUUAUCUGAACGAUGCUGAGGUGGGUCUGCUGGCGUGGCACGCGGUCGAGGAGGAGCCGGACUCUCCCUCUACACAUGACAUGAGCAUGAGUGUUACUGUGGACACAGUGAGCCAGAGGAGCCUCCUGCUCAGCCACACUGAAGCACUGGCAGGGUCAGAUUGUGCCGCCCCUCCUCACUGUCCCCCAGUGUCUCCGGCUCUCCUCGUGCCUCAUGGCUGCUGUGAGGGCCCUCAGCUCCUGGAGGAUGCCAUGAAUGUGCCUCACCAUCUGGACAGCAGUGAGUUUCUGGCUGAUGACGUCAGCAUCAUCGCCGGCGGCAGUUUGACCGGUUGGCACGCCGACUCGGCCUUCGUUCUCUGGAGGAGGAUCUUGGGGAUUCUAGGUGAUGUGAACAGCAUCCGCUGUGCCCGCAUCCACGCCAAGGUCUUCAGUUACCUUUACGAGCUCUGGCACAAGCUGGCCAAGAUCAGAGAUAAUCUUGGGAUCAGAGUGGAGACAGACACAGCCGUGGCCAGACCCUUGUUCAUCCCUCCUCUGCGCAUGCUGGCCUCUUGGCUCUUCAAGGUGCUGCACACUUGUGUAUCAGGGUCUAACCUGCACACUCAACAGAGCCACUACCUCCUCAGCCUUGCUGAUCUGUCGACAGACUAUGAACCCUUCCUUACUUUAGGCAAUGUCAAGAGCUUUGAACCACCACCCAUCCACAAUGUUAUGGGAGACUUUGGAAAUCUCCUCACAGUGGCUGAAGAAAAGAAAAGGAGAAGCCUAGAGCUGAUUCCUCUGACUGCUCGGAUGGUAAUGACACACCUGGUCAAUCAUUUGGGCCACCAUCCUCUCAGUGGCGGCCCCGCUCUCUUAAACAGCCUGGUCAGUGAGAACCACGACAACCCCUACGUAGAGUCCUCCGAGCUCUCCUCUGAAGUCUUCAAAAGCCCCAAUCUGCAGCUCUUCGUCUUCAGUGACAGCACACUAGUCUCAUACCUGCAGAUCCCCUCUGACAGUUCCAGCACGGCCAACCCGAGGGAUCAUUCUUCUGAGGUCCGCGUCAUCAUCAGGGACAUCUCGGGAAAGUACUCGUGGGACGGCGGUGUUCUGUUCCGCACUUUGGACGGAACUGGCUUGAGUUUGGGUGGCAGCAGAGAUCAGUCGUCUCACGACGGCGCUCGCUCUGAAAAGCAGGGCUCCAUGCGCUCCAGUAAAUGCUCCUCUGAGCUGGAAGUGGAAGAUGGCGUGGAUGUGUUGGACCAGCUUCUGGAAGACCUUGGCCACAGCAGCCCCGAGUGCCUGCCGCAGCCCCAGCUGAGGCUCACCCAGCCGCCCUCUCCACCCAUCGGCAUGAACCCUGAGAUGGAAGGGCUCAUCAUGGAUGCCAUCCACAGACAGGCCAAGCAGGAGGACGAGGAGCUGGCCCGGCUACAGACCGAAGACCCCAGCAUCAGAGCAGAGAGACAGAGAGAGCCCACGCACCACGAGCCUAAAUCUGCUUUUUACCUCUGCAGACUUCUCCUCAACGACCUCGGCAUGAACUCAUGGGAUCGCAGAAAAAGCUUUCAUCUUCUAAAGAAGAACUCUAAGCUCUUGAGAGAGCUGAAGAAUUUAGACUCGAGGCAGUGUCGAGAGACGCACAAGAUUGCCGUGUUCUACAUUGGAGAAGGCCAGGAGGACAAAUACUCCAUUCUGUCCAACACAGAGGGCAGUCAGGCCUAUGAGGACUUUGUCUCUGGGCUGGGAUGGGAGGUGAAUCUGGCCACUCACUGUGGGUUUAUGGGUGGUUUGCAGAGAAACGGCAGCACAGGUAGCACGGCACCAUAUUACGCUACCUCCAACGUGGAGGUCAUCUUCCAUGUGUCGACUCGCAUGCCUUCUGACUCAGAUGACUCCAUCACCAAAAAGCUUCGUCACUUGGGAAACGAUGAAGUGCACAUUGUGUGGUCGGAGCACACGCGGGAUUACAGACGAGGAAUCAUUCCCACCGACUUCGGAGAUGUCCUCAUCAUCAUCUACCCCAUGAAAAACCACAUGUUCUUUGUUCAGAUCUUGAAAAAAACCCAGGUUCCUUUCUUUGGGCCUCUGUUCGACGGGGCGAUAGUGACUGGAACGCUGUUGCCGAGUCUGGUGCGGGCCACAUGCAUCAAUGCCAGCAGGGCUGUGAAGUCUCGACUGCCACUAUACCAGAGUUUUUAUGAGGAGAGGGCUCUCUACCUGGAGGCCAUCAUUCAGAACCACAAGGAGAACAUGACCUUUGAGGACUUUGCUGCCCAGGUCUUCUCGCCUUCCCCCAGCUACUGGCCAACGGGAGGUGCAGGUUCCCUCAGCUGCAGCACGAGCGCUGACCUCAGUGUUACUGUGACGACCAACGACUCCAGCGACCAGGUCUCACCCACUAUACCGCGCGCCUCUAAGAACCGGGUUUCUGGAAAGCUCCGCCGCUCGGCCAGCGCCAUCAGCAAGUCCUCUAACUGAACACUUCCUCCGGCCGUCAGACUGCAUUGUGGAUGAAUGUAUCAUUUGACUCUAAUGCUUUCCACCUGUUGUUGUUGUUGUUGUUUUUUCGUGUUGAUGCCGAGUAGCAGUGAAAGAUGUCGCAAAAUUAUGUAGCUUCCCCUGCCGUGAAGAAAGAUAAACUGAAUUUAUGCUGAACCGAAUCUGCGAAUGUGAAAUGAAUUGCAAUUUUCACAGCAAUGCUGCAUUUGGACUGCGAUUUGUCCCAAAAAUGUCCUUACGACCGAGUAGCGAAUGAAUAAUGUGAGACGUUUCAAAAACCCCGAGGCAUUAGCUAGUUUUUAAUACUCGCAAUCUUUGAGCUUUUCUUCAUGUCAAACACUGAAAACCGAAUCAUUGAUGCAUAUGGGAGCGACUUUUUGUCCCGCCGCAGCACUGAGACGCUCGUACAGCGCUUUGGGCCAGUCUGAGAAAACACUGGCACUCUUGAAUCAUCAUUCUACUUCAAUAAUGUAAUCAGUGGCAUCUAAAGUACAACAGACUGCAUUGAAAUCACUUUUGUUGUUAUGAUUUACUUUUAAGCUACUCGUUUGAUCAUUUUUACGGAACUGAUUUGUGCAACAUGCUGAAUGGAAAAGGCACAUGUUUGUAUUUCAGUCGAGCGUGUGCUGCUUCAUUUGUGAACUGAACCUGUCCCGUUCCUGUCAUGUAAAUCUACUCCGACAUUCCAAUGUUUUUGCACUCACUCGGUGGUGAAGAUAUGCCGCAGGUCGAAGUUUGUUGCGUUCUUCCCUCUGUAUUUGAAUGUACAUUGCUUUCGAUUUGAUUUGAUAAUAUAUAUAUAUUUGUUUCAUGUUGUGUUUGUGUAUAUAUAUAUAUAUAUAUAUAUGGAGAAAUAUCUGCCAUCGUACUAUACCUGACUAAACGGAUGAGAAGCCCCCAGCUCCUCAGGUGAAGCUGUGUGAAGGGAGCUGUCCACAGUGCCUGUGUAAUACCUGUCCGAGUUUUGCCGUUUUAAUUGCCCCCACACUUCCUACACGGAGAGCAGCAUUUUCCCGACGAGUCUUACAUUUCACUGGAGUAAAUUGAAUGAGAUUGUCUGCGUUUUGUGAGAGCGGCUUCUGUCUGAUUAGAUGCUGGAUGGGGGUUCUUUUCCAGCUGCUUCCCCGAUUCCCGCGUGCCUCUCCGAGUGCCAGCAGCAUGCCAGCGCCCCUCUCUGUUCCCGUAGAGACCCGGCCUGGUUGCCAUGGAGACCAGGUGUUGCACACACUGCAGGCUCCGCCCAGGCUGCAACAGGACACAUGUUGCACUACUUUGCCUUACCUGUACACCUGUCUUUGUUUCGCUUCGCCUAAUACUUUUUCUCUCUUCCACGCUCUGAAUGAAAAACGCUGAUGAAUGUAUGCAAACCCACAGGCCAAAUCUCAACUGGGACGAUGCGGGUUUGAAAUGGACAGAAAAUACUGCAACUGGCCUAACUUCUGUUUGAUGAUAUGUUCAGUGUAGACUUCGUUUUGUAGUCUUGUAUAUUGUGUCUCUCUCUUUUGUUUAGUUGUUUUCUUUGAAUGCUCUAAAUUCUGAAGGAUAUAAAUAUAUUAAUCCCUGUAAUAUAACCUUUGUAUAAGACAUUGAAGAUAAGGAAGCUUGAAGAUUUCGUCAUGACUU